GCCUGAGGCCAGCAACGUCUAUGGCUGGUCUUACAGGUAACAGGCUAUGGCACUGUAGUGACUGCUUUUCGUGUUAACAAAAAUAAAUGACAUGUCAGCAAAAUUGCAGAGCUUUGGAAAUGUAGUUUUUAGUAUUAAAAGUUAAUGUGCAGAGUAUGCUCAAUGAAAUAUACAAUAAUUAUUAAGCACUAAACAUGAUUAAAGGCUGAAUGUGAUUCAAAUUUCUUUUUAAAUUAUGGUAACCGAACAAAAAAAUAUGAAUGUUGCAACAGAUUGUCAAUUGGCACAAUCCAAAAACAAAAUCAAACAGCUUAAAAAGAAAAUUAAGACUCAAAAGUCCGAAAAGAAGUAUGAAAGAAAUGAUCAAGAUAUUAAAUGUAACCAUGAUCCGAUUGAACAAAAAUUAACCAACGAACAAAAACAAGAUAUUUUUAACAAUUUCAAGAUUAGUAUAGAAAUUAAUGUUUUGGCAGUAAUACUCUUUCUGUCAGCAGUAUCAUCUAGGUUUUUCAAAUUAAAUCAACCCCAAAAUGUAGUAUUUGAUGAACUACAUCACGGAAAAUAUGUAAGUUUGUAUAUGAAACGAACAUUUUUCUUUGAUACACAUCCGCCUUUUGGGAAACAACUUAUAGCUGCUAUAGCAUACUUAUGUAAUUAUGACGGUAAUUUCAAGUUUGAAAGAAUUGGAAAUGAUUUCAAUGAUAGUGUUCCUUUAUUUGGCUUGCGGUUUGUACCAGCACUAUGUGGUAGUUUAAUUAUUCCUGUUGCGUAUCAACUUAUGUUGGAACUAGGUUGUCGACAUUGGUGUGCAGCAUUAGCAGCAUUUCUUUUGCUAUGUGAAAACACAUUAUUAACACAAUCUAGAUUUAUUUUGAUGGAGUCUAUUCUAAUAUUUUUCUCACUGUGUGGUCUGUUGUUUAUAUUGAAGUAUAAAAGACUCAACAUGAAAUCGUCAGUUGCCUUAUUAUAUUUAGCAAUAGCAUCUAUUUGUUUAACUAUGGCUACGUGUGUCAAAUAUGUUGGAUUAUUCUCCUGGUUUUUGAGUUUAUGGAUAAUUUGUAGGGACUAUUGGGUUAACCAUUUAGGCGAUAGACAUUUAUCAGAUAUUACUGUAGCCGCAUGUGCUUUUCUACGGUUUUUUAUUACUUUUACCAUGUCAGUAUCGAUCUAUUUUUCAAUAUUUUUUAUUCAUCUCAUAAUUUUAAACAAAGCUGGCCCACAUGACAGUGUUAUGACAAGUGCAUUUCAAGCUAGUCUAGAGGGUGGCUUAGCUUCAAUUACUAAAGGCCAACCUAUGUAUGUUGCCCAUGGGUCACAAAUUACUUUACGUCAUACUCACGGUCGCACGUGUUGGCUUCAUUCGCAUACCCAUGUGUAUCCAAUUAAGUAUCCAGAUAAACGUGGAAGUUCCCAUCAACAACAAGUCACAUGUUAUACGUUCAAAGACGUAAACAAUUGGUGGAUUGUUAAAAGACCAAACAAAAAUUCAUUAGCUGUAGAAGACACCAAAGAACCUGAUAGUAUUCAGCAUGGAGAUGUUAUACAGUUAGUACAUGGUAUGACAAGUCGAGCUUUAAAUUCUCACGACGUUGCUGCUCCUGUAUCACCACAAAAUCAAGAAGUAUCAUGUUACAUAGAUUACAAUGUGUCUAUGCCAGCUCAGAAUUUGUGGAAAGUAGAAAUAGCAAAUCGAGAUCAAUAUGGGGAUAAAUGGCAAGCAAUCCAUUCACAAGUGGUUUUGGUUCAUGUUAAUACCACACAAGCUUUGAAAUUCAGUGGUAGACAAUUACCCGAUUGGGGAUUUAAUCAACAUGAAGUUGUUACUGAUAAAGUGUUGUUUCAAGAUGAUGCAGUUUGGAAUGUUGAAGAACACCGUUAUACUAAAAGUGAAAAUGAAAAAGAAAGAGAGCGUGAACUAGUCACUGCUGAAAUGAUUCCACCAAAAGGAACUCAACUGGGAUUAUGGGACAGAUUUUGGGAACUACAAUACAAAAUUAUCUUCUCAUCUCCAACAGCCCAAAACGUCCAUUCUCACAUGUAUAGCAGUGAUCCUUUUGAGUGGCCAUUGAUGGUCAGAGGUGUUGCUUACUGGUUAAGCGAACACGACAAUGGUCAAAUACAUUUAUUAGGAAACAUUAUUAUUUGGUACUCAUCUACUUUAUGUCUGUUUCUGUACAUAUCAUUUUUCAUAUUUUAUCUACUACGACAACAAAGGCAGAUAUAUGAUUUAUCUAAUGACGAAUGGGAGCAAUUUAAAACAAUUGGGGAAGUAUUAGCAAUCGGUUAUGGCCUACAUUAUUUUCCAUAUUUCUUUGUGGAUCGUACGCUAUUUUUACAUCAUUACUUGCCUGCUUUGAUUUUUAAAAUUUUACUUUGUGCAGCGUUCAUACAACAUUUAGCCAACAUUGUGAAAUCAAAAUUUAUGUUGAGGAUCAUAUUUCACUUGGGACUGUGUAUAUGGAUUUUAAGUGUUAUGUAUGUUUUCAAAAAGUUUAUUGUUUUUAGUUAUGGGACAACUCCUUUGUCGUCUAAAGAUGUUUUCAGGCUGCGGUGGAAAGACACAUGGGAUUUUAUAAUACAUAAACCUUAAUUAGAACGCUAUUGCUACUAAAAAUAUUAUGGUUUCAGUACAAACUGCCUAUGAACAAAAUAUACAAAAGUAAUAUAUCCCUAGUUGAGACAUCUAUUUUUAUUACAUUUAUAUGGUGUAAAAAUGUAAUAUUCUAAUUAGUAUUAAUAUAUAUUUUUUUAUCAAUUAAUUUAAUUUGAUAAGAAAUAUUUAAAAAACAAACCUUUUAAAAUUGACCAAAUUUUAUAAAAAAAAAAAAACAAAUUGUUAAAAUGUACUACUUAUAUUAACUACUUAUUAAUUUGGCUUAAUAUACUUUCUGAUAUAAAUAUAUUACUUAAAGGUGCAAGAUUAUUUUUUUAUUACGCAAUGUAUAUCUAGGAAUGUAAUUCAUUAAUUAAGAAGUGUAAUAUGUAAUUAUUAUUAUCAAUAAUCAGUAUUAUACUUAAUGGAAAUCAUGACAAUUUUAUACAACAUAUGGACUGUUUAAGAGUAAGAUUAUGUGUUAUUUAAGAUAGUAGAAUAUGCAUUGUUGUAAAUUC
Messenger RNA from Adelges cooleyi (spruce gall adelgid), 3111 nucleotides. RefSeq names its product protein O-mannosyltransferase 1 (gene rt). NCBI's taxonomy places the organism in Eukaryota, Metazoa, Arthropoda, Insecta, Hemiptera, Adelgidae. Gene Ontology annotation, cellular component: membrane; endoplasmic reticulum. The coding region runs from base 236 to 2590 and encodes 784 amino acids. The record is from RefSeq and is a predicted model, not a curated record. Gene Ontology annotation, biological process: protein O-linked glycosylation via mannose. Gene Ontology annotation, molecular function: dolichyl-phosphate-mannose-protein mannosyltransferase activity. The transcript has 14 exons.